This is a messenger RNA of Populus trichocarpa (black cottonwood), 996 nucleotides long. RefSeq lists its product as uncharacterized. Bases 75 to 770 code for a protein of 231 amino acids. The transcript has 7 exons. Gene Ontology annotation, cellular component: cytoplasm. Gene Ontology annotation, biological process: translational elongation; peptide biosynthetic process. Gene Ontology annotation, molecular function: translation elongation factor activity. The record is from RefSeq and is a predicted model, not a curated record. NCBI's taxonomy places the organism in Eukaryota, Viridiplantae, Streptophyta, Magnoliopsida, Malpighiales, Salicaceae.
GUAUUUUUUGAGGGGAAAUGAAAUAAAUAAAGAAAAAAUCUUCUCUGCCCAAACCAGAAACAACUGCCAUUACCAUGGCGCGAACUACAACUGCCACUCUCUCUUCACCUUACUGCAUCCUUCACCGUUCCUCCUUUUCAUCUAAGCCCUCCUUUCUUCCAUUGCGCAUUUUCCCCAAAACACCAUCGCCCCCCACUUUUCCAAGGAUUUAUGCUUUGUCUAGUAAUGAUAUCAAAGUGGGCUCCAACAUUGAAGUUGAUGGGGCUCCUUGGCGAGUCCUAGAGUUUCUGCAUGUAAAACCAGGAAAGGGGGCGGCAUUUGUGAGGACCAAGAUGCGUAAUUAUGUUACAGGAAAUACUGUUGAUAAAACUUUCCGAGCUGGAAGUACGAUUGAAGAGGCAAAUGUAUUCAAGGAGGCAAAGCAGUUCACGUACAAAGAUGGAGUUCAGUUUGUUUUCAUGGACUUGAGUACUUUUGAAGAAUACCGUCUCAAUGAGGCAGAUGUCGGAGAUAAGACAAAGUGGCUAAAAGAGGGAAUGGACUGCAAUUUGCUAUUUUGGAAUGGAAAAGUUAUUGAUUUUGAACUUCCAAUCACAGUUCAACUGACUGUUGUUGAUGUGGAUCCUGGGCUCAAAGGUGACACUGCUCAAGGUGGAACAAAGCCAGCAACUCUGGACACAGGUGCUGUAGUUAAUGUUCCAUUGUUUGUUAACAUCGGCGCAGAAAUAUUGGUAGACACAAGAACUGGACAAUACAUGAGCAGGGCAUGAGUUUUGGAUUUGGAGUUUUUUUGUCUAUCGGGCUUAGAUAGCAGAAGAGUUGCCUGCCAUAUUUUAUUGCUGUUAGUUCUAUAAUACACAUGUAUUCAUCAUCUGAGAAAUCUCAUAGGGCACAGUUCUUUUUGUAAGAGAGACAAGGUACCUUUUCUCCCAGGCAUUGCAAGGCAGAAUAGCAUUUCUGAAUGAAAAGGGUCAUAUUGGCUCUGCUGUUGUAUCA